Messenger RNA from Phacochoerus africanus (Common warthog), 2571 nucleotides. RefSeq names its product CD300 molecule like family member b (gene CD300LB). Gene Ontology annotation, cellular component: plasma membrane. Lineage: Eukaryota; Metazoa; Chordata; Mammalia; Artiodactyla; Suidae. The record is from RefSeq and is a predicted model, not a curated record. Gene Ontology annotation, molecular function: transmembrane signaling receptor activity. The coding region runs from base 787 to 1410 and encodes 207 amino acids. The transcript has 4 exons.
UUUCCAGUGUAAGCUGUUGCAAGAUAUAAUACUCACAGUCUGUACUUUUAUGCACUUGGCUAUAAACCUCUGAACAGAUGCAUCUCCAGGUGCACCAAAUGCAUUCACUUGACGCCUGAAGGGGGGCGGUCCCUGCUGCUGAGACCCUUUGUUGUCCUGGAGAACCACCUCUGGAGUUGACACUCGGACAGGACCUUUGUACCCUUGGCUUUUUUUUUCUUUUUACAGCCACACCUGUGGCCCAUGGAGACCCCCCAGCUGGGGGUCAAAUCAGAGCUGAGCUGGUGGUCUAAGCCACAGUCACAGCAACACCAGAUCUGAGACCCAUCUGCGACCUACAUGGCAGCUUGUGGCCACGCCGGAGCCUUCACCUACCAGGGGGUGGGAGGGGGAGCCAGGGAUUGAACCUGCAUCCUCAGAGACAACGUCUGGUCCUUAACCCUCUGAGCCACAGUGGGAACUCCUAAACUCCAAGGCCUCAUAGACCAGAUGCCUCUGACCCUUCUGCAGAUAUAUCUCCCACCCCCGCUCACCCGGCAAAGCCCUCUCGCUUCCUCUUUGCUAUGUUGUGAGGGCUUUCAUGCCCUGUGACCAGCCCUGCCAUGAAAGGACUCUGCUUUUGCUGAAUAAUUAAAAGCAGGAAAUACUCACUCCAUAAAAGGAAGCGAAUGUUUAAGAAAUUCAAAGGUAGUCUGGACAAGCAGAGGGUGCAAGCCUGUGCCCAGGCAGAACUUCCAGAGUCCACUGGGAGCCGAGCGUGCUUUGCAGGCGUAGGUUGGAGGGACUAUGUGGCUGCCCCCGGCUCUGCUCCUUCUCAGCCUCCCAGGCUCUUUCUCCAUCCAAGGCCCAGAGACCGUGAAAGGCCCCGAGCGGGGGUCGGUGACCGUGCAGUGUCAGUACGACCGGGGCUGGGAGACCUACAGGAAGUGGUGGUGCCGCGGGACCAGGUGGAACACCUGCAGGAUCCUCAUUCAGACCCAAGGAACAGAAGAAGAGGUGCUGGGGGACCGUGUGUCCAUCAGGGACGACCAGCGACACCGCUUGCUCUCAGUGACCAUGUGGCAGCUCCAUCGAAACGACAUGGACAGUUACUGGUGCGGGAUACAGAAGACCGGGGUGGACCUGGGCUUCCGAGUUCAAGUGGUCAUUGACCCAGAGGGGACGAUUCAGACCGAGUCAGGAAGCUGGUUCUCCAGGAAUAUGGAUAACAGCCGUACAAACCAGUCCUCCAAACCCCACAUCAGGACCCACUACGUGCUCCUGGUGUUUGUGAAGGUGCCCAUCUUGCUGGUCUUGGUUGGCAUCGUGCUCUGGUUGAAGGACCCUCAGAGGGACCCCGAGGAGCCAAGGGGACAGCCCAUCUCUGCAAACUUAUCCUCUGACCCUCUGACCAAAGUCACAGCCCUUUAGACUGGCAGGUGAGCAGAGCCUUCCAACCCUGGACGCCACCUCCAGAAGAGGCACGGCCAUGGAAGAAACACCUCUGAGGGGUCAGGAUGCAGUGACUGAGGCUGGGGACCCUGGGGGCUGCCCGCCCUGCCCUGCACACCUCUCAGGGACAUUGCUCUGGCCCCUCCUGCUGUGUCGUCCCUUGUUCCCGCUUCCCGGGGAGCAAGUGCCCCGCCUUCCACCCCACGGGGUCAGGGCUCAUGUUGGGAGCUGCUGGGACGGAGCCCAAGUUCAGACGGUCCUGUCCCCACCGCCGGAAGAAUUCAGGUGCAGCGCCGGGGGCCACGGCACAGAGAGAAGCCACAGGGACAUGGGAGAAGGAGAGGGGCGGGGCCUGCCGGGUCCCCGGCUCCCUGCAUCCCUGCGUCCAGCUCUGCACGCUCUCUGUCCGAGCGCCUGAUACAUGGGCUUUUCAAUCUUUUUUCCUGAAGCUAAUCAAGUUGGGGUUUGAUGGCUUGAGCCCGUGAGAAUUCUGACCCAUACACGCACACAUGUGCACACACAUGCUCGUGUGCACAUACACACACACACACACACACACACACACACACAGACGCAAACCCUGAAGAGGGUGAUUCUGUGGCAUGUCCUGGUUCUGGGCAUGAAAGUUUGGACUCACCCUUUUCCCAGAGAGGACACUGUCCUGCCUACACAGGGCUGAAGAGGGGGCCCAGUGCUGGUCUUCCUCCCCCCGUCCCCCUCCUGCUCCCCCCUCCUCCUCCUCCCCCCCCUCCCCCCCUCAUUCUUCAUCCUCCCGCCCCCCCUUCUCUAUCUCUUCUCCCCUCCUUCUCCUUCCUCCCCCCCCAUCUUUUUUUCCCCUUCUCCCCUUCCCCUCCUCCAUCCUGAGUCCCCAAGCUCCCGGCCCCCGCCACCUCUCAAAGGCUGGAGGUUCCCAGAGGCUGUGACCUGGGAGUCCGGCCUUUCCCUCUCCCCUCAGCGUGGCUGCGGGGGUCUUCCGUGGGGCUGCUGGGCCUCAGAAACUACCCCAAGUCAGGGAGGACGGUUAUAAAAACUGUCUGAGGAAAAUGAUAUAGCCUCUUUUAAAUAAUGUUGUUUACAUUUAGUUAAAAAUAUCUGGGGAGGAGUUCCCGUCGUGGCACAGUGGAAACAAAUCUGACCCCC